This is a messenger RNA of Chara braunii, 2185 nucleotides long. Lineage: Eukaryota; Viridiplantae; Streptophyta; Charophyceae; Charales; Characeae. The record is from the annotation of a GenBank genome assembly.
GGCACUGACCCAUUGGCGGCAUUAUCUCCUUGGGAGGUUCUUCAUCGUCAGGACUGAUCACCAGACCCUAAAGUGGAUGAGAACUCAGCCUGUGCUCUCUGAUGCCUUGAAGUGCUGGAUCGAGGUCAUUGAACAGUAUGACUUCGGACCCCAGUAUCUGAAGGGGGAGUACAACAAAGUUGUUGAUGCCUUAUCACGUAGGUCUGACUUCUCUGGUGCGCUGAUCACUGAGUUCGGGCUUGCGGACGAUGUCACUCGUUCUACGGUGGAAGCCUAUUGCGAGGAUCCAUUUAUGUCUGAGAUCAUUCGCAGACUCGAGGCGAAGGACAAAGUGACUUCUGUCGAGUUUGAGUUGGUCAACGGCUUGCUCUUCCUUGAGAAGGUUGGGAAUAAACGUUUGUGUGUGCCUAAUAGGGAGUCUUUAUGUAGUUUAUUCUUAGGCGAGUGUCAUGAUGCCACCGGACAUUUUGGCUUCAAGAAGACUGCAACCAAUCUGCUGCAGCGAUUCUGGUGGCCCACGAUGAUGAGAGAUGCCAAACUCUAUGUCGAGACUUGUCAAGUUUGUCAAUGGGAUAAGCCCCCGACACAGGCUCCUCGUGGGCUGCUCAAGCCCUUUCCCAUUCUGGAAAGGCCUGGUAAAAGUCUGUCCAUGGACUUCAUGGAUACACCGGUCACCAGCAAGAGUGGCAUGAGGUAUAUCUAUGUCAUCAUGGACAGAUUAAGUAAGUAUGUUAGAUUAGUGGCAAUGCCGAAGACAGCAAAGAUCGAGUACGUUAUCGAGUUAUUUAAGGAAAACUGGGUCAGAGACUUCGGUCUGCCGAAGUUUAUAAUCAGCGAUAGGGAUGUCGGAUUCAGCAAUGAAUUGUGGAAGGCCGCAGCUGUAGAACAAGGAACGCAACUGCAGAUGACAUCUGGAAAUCAUCCGGAGGCAAAUGGACAGACAAAGAAGAUGAACCGCGUUGUUCAACACUUAUUGAGGCAUUACAUUAAGCCUAAUCAAGUGGACUGGGAUGAGAAGCUUGCUCUCAUCGCCAGCCUGUACAACAACGCAGUUCAUCGUGUCACGGGAGUAAGUCCCAAUAGCCAACUUCUAACAUUCAAACCCAGACUUCCCCUUGGCUUCAAGAAGACUGCAGCCAAUUUGCUGCAGCGAUUCUGGUGGCCCACGAUGAUGAGAGAUGCCAAACUCUAUGUCAAGACUUGUCAAGUUUGUCAAUGGGAUAAGCCCCGGACACAGGCUCCUCUUGGGCUGCUCAAGCUCUUUCCCAUUCUGGAAAGGCCUGGUAAAAGCCUGUCCAUGGACUUCAUGGAUACGCUGGUCACCAGCAAGAGUGGCAUGAGGUAUAUCUAUGUCAUCAUGGACAGAUUUAGUAAGUAUGCUAGAUUAGUGACCAUGCCGGAGACAGCAAAGAUCGAGUACGUUAUCAAGCUAUUUAAGGAGAACUGGGCCAGAGACUUUGGUCUGCCGAAGUCUAUAAUCAGCAACAGGGAUGUCUGAUUCACCUGUGAACUGUGGAAGGCCGCAGCUGUAGAACAAGGAAUGCAGCUGCAGAUGACAUCUGGAAAUCAUCUGGAGGCAAAUGGACAAGCAGAGCAGAUGAACCGCGCUGUUCAACACUUGUUGAGGCAUUACAUUAAGCCUAAUCAAGUGGACUGGGAUGAGAAGCUUGCUCUCAUCGCCAGCUUGUACAACAACGCAGUUCAUAGUGUCACAGGAUGAGAAUAGAAACAAAUCAAUCACGAGUACCAAUUAUAUCAACCGUACAGGAUGAACAAUUUAAUUUCCACCCAUAUUUCCUUUGAGAACGCAAGGAAAUCAUGAUGAAACAGCUUCUUCGACAUGUAAGGCCCGGAGGGAUAAGCAAAGAUCAUUCAGAAGAAAAUCAUGAACACGGGGGAAAUCGCUUACGACCCUGCCUACCCUACCCUACCCUACCUACUUCAAAGUUCGCUCCCAGGUCAUCAAAUAUACUCUUAAUCUUGUUCCGCUGAGAUAACUCGAUUCCGCUAAACCAAGUCGUCAUUCCUCCUCCCCCCCCUUCACAGGUGUGCAACCAGGGACACUACAGAGCGAAAAGUGCACACACACACACACACACACACACACACACACACACACACACACACACAGAGACAGACAGAGAGAGAGAGAGAGAGAGAGAAGACAGAGGGUUGCAAAACCAGA